Molecule: messenger RNA, 1356 nt
Organism: Hansenula anomala
Lineage: Eukaryota; Fungi; Ascomycota; Saccharomycetes; Phaffomycetales; Wickerhamomycetaceae
Gene: GLO3
Product: ADP-ribosylation factor GTPase-activating protein
Exons: 1
Coding region: 1-1356 (451 amino acids)
Biological process (GO): COPI coating of Golgi vesicle
Molecular function (GO): GTPase activator activity
Source: RefSeq, a predicted model, not a curated record
AUGUCUGAAGUGUUAGCCUCCAAAGAAGAGAUCCAGUCAGUCUUCUCAAAUCUGCAGAAGGACCCUGCCAACAAGGUGUGUUUUGAUUGUGACACCAAGAACCCAACAUGGACCUCUGUCCCCUUUGGUGUGAUGUUAUGUCUUGAAUGUUCAGCUACUCAUAGAAAUUUGGGUGUUCAUAUCACUUUUGUUAAAUCUUCAAACUUGGAUAAAUGGACCCAAAAGCAAUUACGAAGAUUUAAAUUGGGUGGGAACCAAAAAGCUAGAGAAUAUUUCUUAAAGAAUGGUGGUUCAAGAUAUUUAGCAAAACCAAGUGAUUCAAAUGCUAAAUACAAUUCCAAAAUUGCAUUAAACUAUAAAGAACAUUUAGAUCAUAAAGUUAAGAAAGAUGAAGUUUUAUUCCCAGAAUCUGUUAAUUUGGAUAAUAUUGAUGCUGCAUCUUCAACUUCUUCAUUAAAUAAUUCCAAAACUAAUAGUACUGAUGAUUUUUUCGCUAAUUGGGAGAAAAAACCAUUGAAUCAAACCCCAUCUCCUUCAAUUUCAAGACCUUUAACACCAUCAAAUAACAUAAACAAUUCAACUUCAAGUCUUUCAUCCUCUACAACAACAGCUAAAAAACCUACAACAACAUUAAGAAAAUCAACUUCUUCACAAAAGAAAACAAGUAUCUUGUCUGGUCCAAGAAAAUCUAAAUUAGGUGCAAAGAAAGUUGUUAAUGAUAUUGAUUUUGAUGCUGCUGAAAGAGAAGCCAAAAGAGAAGCUGAAGAAACUGCUAAAUUAGGUUAUAAUCCAAAUAAAGAUGAUGACGAAACAACUCCAAGUUCAACAACUAUUAAACCAAAGACUUCAUCAAGUUUUGUGGAACCAACUUAUCAAGCACAAUCAAGUUUUUCAACCAUUGAAAAACCAAAACAAUCUUCAGUUGAUAAAGUUACUCCAAGUUUUGCUAAAUUAGGUUUUGGUAUGACUGAAAAUGAUGCAGCUCAACAAGCUCAAAAGCAAAAAACAGCAAAUGCGCCAAAAUAUACUGGUGAAGUUGCUUCGAAAUAUGGUGGCCAAAAAGCUAUUUCAUCUGAUCAAUUCUUUGGUAAAGGCUCAUAUGAUGUAAAUGCUCAACAAGAAGCUCAUUCAAAAUUACAAGCUUUCAACAGCUCUACUGCAAUUUCAUCAUCAAGUUAUUUCGGUGAAGAUGAAGAAUCUCAACAAGGUCCAAAUAGAGGUGGUAAUAAUAGUAACAAUAAUGAAUUUGCAAGUUUUGCAAGCACAACAAAUGAUGAUUUAGCUGUUUUAAAAGAUGCUUUAGAAACUGGUGCAAACAAACUAUCAGGAUACUUACGAGACUAUCUACGUAAUUGA